Messenger RNA from Seminavis robusta, 1657 nucleotides. The record is from the annotation of a GenBank genome assembly. Lineage: Eukaryota; Bacillariophyta; Bacillariophyceae; Naviculales; Naviculaceae.
GUGGCUGUUUUAUAAUAGUAGACAACCUAAUCUACCAGAGGAUCAUGAUGUGGCAAUGGUACAAGGGUGCUCUGUCUCGGCACCCCUUGGCGGUCAAGGCGACGACUGCUGCUUCUUUGAUGUCCGUAUCGGAUUUCUUGGGUCAGACGUAUGAACAGAUGGGGUAUCAACAGAUUCUGCAAAAGUACAACCGUAGUGACGAGGACAAGGACGACAAGAGCAGCAGCAGCAAGACUUGUGGCGUCAAUCUUCAGAAUGGAUGUCCCAAUAACACUCCGCAAAAUCGCAAAGCUCUCCACUACGAAACCACCACCACAGAUAAUAUCGGCCAAACCAACGCCCAGCUCUUGCAGUACAAUUGGGAACGCACAUUGCACGUUGGAAUCACGGGUUUUACGUUUUCGGGUCCCAUCAGCCACGGUUGGUACAGUCUCUUGGAGUGGAUCGUGGUGGGCCGACUGGGUAUCACAACGUUGUAUGCCGGCAUGGCGACGCGAAUGGCACUCGACGCCUUUUUGUUUUCUCCCGUAGCCGUGGCGGGCUAUUUUGUGUGGCGGUCGGUGUUGGAAGGCGCCAAUGUGCAGUGGAAAUUGCAACACAAGUGGCUGCCGGCAUUGCAGGCAUCGUUCAGCUUUUGGCCACUCGCCAACGUGAUCAAUUUUGGACUGGUGCCAGUGCCAUUUCGUGUCUUGUACAACAAUGCACUGAGUCUACUUUGGAAUGCCUACUUGUCCAAUGUCAAUCAGGGGCGGUUGGAAGUAGUGGUGGAACAGCAACAGCAACAGCAACCAUCCACAGUUUUCGACGAAGGAACCAGUGCGGUUGCAGAUUCCAACAAUCAUGAAAUACCCUUUGAGGGAGCCUGUGUCUGUUGGCAUUGUCGGGCGUUGCGGGGAUGAAAGCAUACUAAAAUAUGGCUGAUAUCUUGACAAAAUUGCCUUUCUACGAAGGGCAAUUCGCUGGCUAUCAAUCAAUCAAUAUGGGUAGAGUAUGGCACUGCCACGCUGCAAAUUCACAGAACCACAAGACCACACCAAGCCUAGCCCUACAUGAUCAUCCUGCUCGGCAAGACUUGUUGAGGUACCGGCUAGGUCGACUCGACUCCCAACGGCUGCAGCCGCGCCAACGUAACGGGACGAUGCAAUAGCAGCAGCAACUAUGAAUUUGUCUUUGGCUAUAUCAACAGAACGUGGUCGUGACGAUUCGAUUCUUUGUCAGCACACAGUUCAUUCAUUCAUUCAUUCAGUUAUGAGUCUAUGUCUGGCAAGCAAAAGAAUGAAUUGCCUCAUUGGUGGGGGAAGUCUCGUGUCCCUCCACUAACUAGCUAGUCCCGGUAGAACUCGCCCGCCGUAGCUUUCAACUAGCCAAAUGCACUUUUUGUCUUGGCGUACAUACAUGAAUGGUACUGAGAUCGAAGUACCUAGCCUGGUAGCCAGAAUCUGAGCUGAGCUGAGAAGGCUUUUGAUGAGAUUUGCCGAUGGAAAGCCCUACUAGUAGUAUGCGGGCGAAGCAACGGGUUGUCUGUGCAUUUUUUGGCUGGCUAGCUACCAGGUAGCUAGUCUACUAGCUAGACUCUAAUAGCGGACAGACAACUUUGGUGGAAUUCAGGUAGAUGCGGUAAAACUAAUUUGUCAUUCAAAAAGCAAAUUAAAUGUCA